This is a messenger RNA of Rotaria socialis, 477 nucleotides long. The record is from the annotation of a GenBank genome assembly. NCBI's taxonomy places the organism in Eukaryota, Metazoa, Rotifera, Eurotatoria, Philodinida, Philodinidae.
AUGUCUAAUGCAGGCAACAACGAAAUUAAGUUUCUGAGAGGCAUGGUGAUACUUUGGGCUGGUGAUCCAUACGAUGUUCCUGAUGAAUGGACUGUUUGUGAUGGAACACAAGCAACUCCAGAUUUAUGCGACAAAGUCGUUAUUGGCUCAGGUCGCGGUGCUAUUCGUGGGAGUGGAUGUGUGGGUGUGGAUUUAUAUGGUUCUCUACUUAAUCAUGAUGAUUCAAUCACUGCACAAGUAUUAAAUAAUGCUCAUAAAGAUACCGCUGAACGACGGAAAACUGCUUAUCAAUCAGAAUAUGGUCACAACGUCGAUAGCAGAGAUGGGCAAGUCAGGAUUUUCUUACCCAAGUCAAGUCAAGUCAAGUCAUCCCCAAAAAAACUAAAGUCUUGCAGUCAAGCCAAGUCAAGUCCUAGUGAUAGCCGAGUCAGUCACAAGUCAAGUCUUUUGAGCAGUCAUCCUAUUCCGCAAUGUUGA